AUGCAGGAAGACAUCGCAAUUCUGGAGUCCGUGGCGGAUGCGCUCGGUGCCAGCACUACCCAGCUCCACGCCGGGCAGCCGCCGCCGAUUCCCUCGCGAACGACCUCGUCGUCCUCCAGAAGGGGGUUUCAAGAGAUGAUCGUCUCGUCCCCACCUCGGGGAAGUACAAGCUCUACCGGUACGACGUCAGCGGCUGCUGCUGCACUCCUGGCUGCAAACAGUGCAGCAACCUCUAUGGCGAUCACGACGGAAGAUCAAGUGCUCGCGUCGAUAGCAGACAGGCAGCGGCAAUACAACGCGUCAAUGAUGGCAGGAGGUGGGACAGCAACUACGGGGGCGGGGGCGGCCUCCAGUAGUUCUAGUAGAGGCGGAGGUCCUGGGCAAGGAAAAGGGUCUCGAGCAGUAGCAGGUGGUUCUACAACAGGUGGUGCAACAGGAACAGCUGGAGCCAGUUCUGCAAGUACAGUGGUCCUACCACCUGGAGGCACCAGUACUAGCGGCACGACUGCUUCUAACAUCCCCGGUAGCCCCACCACCUCCGCUCUCCAGUCCGCGGAGAUUCUCCGCACGGAGCUGGGUAUGGCGAUGAACCACAUGUACACCUGUGAGUCGCUGAUCGCCGCGACGCAUUCGCGGCGCCGGAUGGAGGUCUUGCGGGCCAACGUGGAGAGCAGGUCUUUGGACUGCGCCAAGAUCGCCUCGGAGAUCACGGAGCUGCGACAGAAACUGUCGCAAAUGAAAUGCAGUCAGCACGAGCUCGCGCAGCGACCGACGCCAGACUUGAAAACGUACCGGGAGUGGCUGCAGUGGCAGAUUUCGCGCAUACGGGAAAUACUGGAUACGAGAUCCACGAAUCUGGAGGAGCAAAGUCUGUGUUGCAUCUGUUUCGAACGGGACCGGAGCGUGCUGCUUCGGCCUUGUAGCCACUUAGCGUUAUGUGGGGUUUGCUCGGGGAAAGUGGAUACUUGCCCGAUCUGUCGGUCCCGGAUCAUGUCCAGGAUUCAAGUGAAAAUAAGCUGAGAUGAACGAUUUUAUUUUGCACCUGCAUUCUGAUCAUGGCGAUUCGCAGAAUCUUAGUACGCUUUGAUGUCAAAGAUGGCGCUAAAAAAGAC
This is a messenger RNA of Amoebophrya sp. A120, 1112 nucleotides long. The record is from the annotation of a GenBank genome assembly. NCBI's taxonomy places the organism in Eukaryota, Dinophyceae, Syndiniales, Amoebophryaceae.